Canis lupus familiaris (dog) is the source of this 8591-nucleotide messenger RNA. RefSeq names its product nuclear receptor coactivator 6 (gene NCOA6). Gene Ontology annotation, biological process: positive regulation of transcription by RNA polymerase II. Lineage: Eukaryota; Metazoa; Chordata; Mammalia; Carnivora; Canidae. The transcript has 17 exons. Gene Ontology annotation, cellular component: transcription regulator complex; histone methyltransferase complex; nucleus. The coding region runs from base 443 to 6604 and encodes 2053 amino acids. The record is from RefSeq and is a predicted model, not a curated record.
GUCGGGCUGCGGGCGGCCGGGCGCCGACGGCCGGACAGACGGACGCACGCGAGGACGGACUGACGGACACACGGAGGGCGGCGGGCGCGCACGGCCCGGGCCGGUGCUCCGAGGCCCGCCCGGGAGGGCUGGGGCCGCGCUCAGGUCCUGGAUGGAAUGGAGAGGGGUCCUACUGAACGUCUAUUAUCUUUUCUGAGAGUGGUCAGAGUUCUUAAACAGAAUUUUUAUUUGGCUGCUGCCUUGAAAUACUGGCCCUAAAAAUGCCAGCUUGUUUGGACUUAGAAGAUGACCUGGAUAAAUGAUAAAAAUUAAAGACAUUUUGGUGUUCAUAAGUAAGCUUCUAAGCCAUCCUGAUGUCUGGUGGAGUUUUACCUCGGAGCAGUAGUUUGUUGCUGGUUUUCUUAUUCUCCAUUUGGCAUAUGCUACUGGAAUAAUAUUCACCAUGGUUUUGGAUGACCUUCCAAACUUAGAAGACAUCUAUACUUCCUUGUGUUCAUCAACAAUGGAAGACUCAGAGAUGGAUUUUGAUUCUGGACUAGAAGAUGAUGACACAAAAAGUGAGAAUAUUUUGGAGGAUUCCACAAUCUUUGUGGCCUUCAAAGGAAAUAUAGAUGAUAAAGACUUCAAAUGGAAAUUGGACACAAUAUUGGAGAAUGUGCCCAAUUUGUUACACAUGGAAUCCAGCAAGCUAAAGGUACAGAAGGUGGAGCCCUGGAACAGUGUGCGUGUGACAUUCAACAUCCCCCGGGAAGCAGCGGAGCGGUUACGGAUCUUGGCUCAGAGCAACAACCAGCAGCUUCGGGAUCUGGGGAUCCUCUCCGUUCAAAUUGAAGGGGAAGGUGCUAUCAACCUGGCUUUGGCUCAGAACCGAAGCCAAGAUGUGAGAAUGAAUGGACCCAUGGGAGCCGGAAAUUCAGUUAGGAUGGAGGCAGCAUUUCCCAUGGCCGGUGGUCCAGGACUAAUAAGGAUGACCAGCCCUGCCACUGUUAUGAUACCCCAGAGUGUAAAUGUGUCAUCUUCCAUGAUGGCACCAGGCCCCAAUUCAGAGCUGCAACCCAGGACUCCUCGCCCUGCUUCUCAGUCAGAUGCAAUGGAUCCACUCCUCUCUGGGCUCCAUUUACAGCCACAGAAUCAUCCCUCAGGAUCUUUAGCUCCCCCGCACCACCCAAUGCAGCCUGUCCCUGUGAACAGACAAAUGAACCCAACUGGUUUUCCCCAGCUGCAGCAGCAGCAACAGCAGCAGCAGCAGCAGCAACAACAACAGCAGCAGCAGCAGCUACAGGCAAGACCCCCACAGCAACAUCAGCAGCAACAGCCACAGGGAAUUCGACCCCAGUUUACUGCCCCAACUCAGGUGCCUGUUCCUCCAGGCUGGAACCAGCUGCCUUCUGGAGCCCUUCAGCCUCCUCCAGCCCAGGGUUCUCUGGGCACAAUGACUGCAAACCAAGGGUGGAAGAAGGCUCCCUUGCCUGGCCCAAUGCAACAGCAACUCCAGGCAAGACCAUCCUUAGCCACGGUACAGACACCUUCCCACCCUCCCCCUCCAUAUCCCUUUGGCAGCCAGCAAGCCUCACAAGCCCAUACAAACUUUCCUCAGAUGAGCAACCCAGGCCAGUUCACAGCUCCUCAGAUGAAGAGCUUGCAGGGAGGGCCCUCCAGGGUCCCAACCCCCCUGCAGCAGCCCCACCUCACCAACAAGUCUCCUGCCUCCUCACCUUCCUCCUUCCAGCAGGGAUCCCCUGCAUCCUCCCCAACGGUUAACCAAACUCAGCAGCAGAUGGGACCAAGGCCACCUCAAAAUAACCCACUUCCCCAGGGAUUUCAGCAGCCCGUCAGCUCUCCCGGUCGGAAUCCUAUGGUUCAACAGGGAAAUGUGCCACCUAACUUCAUGGUGAUGCAGCAGCAACCACCAAACCAGGGGCCACAGAGUUUACAUCCAGGCCUAGGAGGAAUGCCUAAACGCCUCCCACCUGGCUUCUCAGCAGGACAGGCCAAUCCGAACUUUAUGCAAGGUCAGGUGCCUUCGACCACAGCAACCACCCCUGGGAAUUCAGGAGCCCCUCAGCUGCAAGCAAAUCAAAAUGUCCAGCAUGCAGGUGGCCAAGGAGCUGGUCCUCCUCAAAACCAGAUGCAGGUGUCCCAUGGGCCACCAAAUAUGAUGCAGCCCAGCCUCAUGGGAAUUCAUGGCAACAUGAACAGCCAGCAGGCUGGUAGUUCUGGGGUUCCUCAGGUGAACCUGAGCAACAUGCAAGGCCAGCCUCAGCAGGGCCCACCGUCUCAGCUGAUGAGCAUGCACCAGCAGAUUGUGCCCUCCCAGGGCCAGAUGGUCCAGCAACAAGGAACCUUGAACCCUCAGAACCCUAUGAUCCUUUCAAGGGCCCAGCUUAUGCCUCAGGGCCAGAUGAUGGUGAACCCUCAAAGCCAAAAUCUUGGGCCCUCGCCCCAAAGGAUGACCCCACCCAAACAGAUUCUUCCCCAGCAGGGCCCACAAAUGAUGGCACCCCAUAACCAGAUGAUGGGGCCUCAGGGGCAAGUUUUACUCCAACAGAACCCAAUGAUAGAACAGAUAAUGACCAAUCAGAUGCAGGGGAAUAAGCAACAGUUUAACACUCAGAACCAAUCCAGUGUCAUGCCGGGACCAGCACAGAUAAUGAGGGGACCAACUCCAAACAUGCAAGGAAACAUGGUGCAGUUUACGGGACAGAUAUCAGGACAGAUGCUGCCACAGCAAGGGCCUGUGAACAACAGUCCAUCUCAGGUUAUGGGGAUUCAGGGGCAGGUCUUGCGACCACCAGGGCCCAGCCCACACAUGGCCCAGCAGCAUGGUGAUCCUGCUACUACAGCAAACAGUGAUGUCAGUUUGUCUCAGAUGAUGCCUGAUGUUAGCAUGCAACAAAGCAACAUGGUUCCCCCCCACGUGCAGGCCAUGCAGGGCAACAGUGCCUCGGGAAACCACUUCUCAGGCCAUGGGAUGCCUUUCAAUGCACCUUUCAGUGGAGCACCCAAUGGAAAUCAGAUGUCCUGUGGUCAGAAUCCAGGCUUUCCAGUCAAUAAGGAUGUCACACUAACAAGCCCAUUGUUGGUCAACUUAUUGCAAAGUGACAUCUCUGCAGGCCAUUUUGGGGUAAACAAUAAGCAAAAUAAUACCAACGCAAAUAAACCGAAGAAGAAGAAACCCCCUCGGAAGAAGAAAAAUAGUCAGCAAGAUCUAAAUACUCCAGAUACUCGCCCAGCUGGGCUGGAAGAGGCCGAUCAGCAGUCAUUGCCAGGAGAACAAGGAAUUAACUUGGACAACUCGGGCCCUAAACUGCCAGAAUUUUCAAACCGACCACCAGGUUAUCCUUCUCAACCAGUUGAACAGAGGCCACUUCAGCAGAUGCCUCCUCAGCUCAUGCAGCAUGUGGCAGCCCCACCACAGCCACCACAGCAGCAGCCACAGCCACAACUGCCACCGCCGCCACAGCAGCCACCGCCUCCCAGUCAGCCACAGUCUCAACAGCAGCAGCAGCAGCAGCAGCAGCAGCAACAGAUGAUGAUGAUGCUCAUGAUGCAGCAAGACCCCAAAUCAGUUAGGCUUCCAGUCUCCCAAAAUGUCCACCCCCCACGAGGCCCCCUGAACCCAGACUCCCAGAGAAUGCCCAUGCAGCAGAGUGGCAAUGUGCCUGUCAUGGUCAGUUUACAAGGACCUGCUUCCGUGCCACCAUCACCUGAUAAACAAAGAAUGCCAAUGCCUUUGAAUACUCCUUUGGGAAGCAAUUCAAGGAAAAUGGUAUACCAGGAGAAUCCCCAGAAUCCUUCUAGCUCACCACUGGGAGAGAUGUCCUCACUCCCUGAAGCGAGUGGCAGUGAAGUACCAUCUGUCUCAGGAGGCCCAAACAACAUGCCUUCACAUUUAGUAGUUUCCCAGAAUCAGUUAAUGAUGACAGGGCCAAAACCCGGACCAUCGCCCCUUUCAGCAACUCAAGGUGCAACUCCCCAGCAACCCCCUGUAAAUUCCUUGCCCAGCUCCCAUGGCCACCAUUUUCCAAAUGUGGCUGCUCCAACCCAAACAUCUAGGCCUAAAACACCAAACAGAGCCAGCCCCAGGCCCUACUAUCCUCAGACACCCAACAAUCGCCCUCCCAGCACAGAACCUUCAGAGAUCAGUCUAUCACCAGAAAGACUCAAUGCCUCCAUAGCAGGACUCUUUCCCCCACAGAUUAAUAUUCCUUUACCUCCUAGGCCAAAUUUAAACAGGGGCUUUGAUCAGCAGGGCCUGAACCCAACAACUUUAAAGGCCAUUGGGCAAGCACCUUCAAAUCUUACCAUGAAUAAUCCUUCCAAUUUUGCUGCCCCACAAACUCACAAAUUAGAUUCUGUGGUGGUGAAUUCUGGAAAGCAGUCUAAUUCUGGAGCAACAAAACGGGCUAGCCCAAGCAACAGUCGCAGGUCUAGUCCUGGGUCCAGUAGGAAAACCACCCCAAGUCCUGGGAGACAGAAUUCAAAAACCCCUAAACUUACUCUGGCCUCUCAGACAAACACAACCCUGUUGCAAAACGUGGAGUUGCCAAGAAACGUAUUGGUCAGUCCCACUCCUUUGGCCAAUCCCUCUGUACCUGGGAGCUUUCCUAACAACAGUGGGCUGAAUCCUCAGAAUCCUACCAUGCCUGUGGCUGCAGUGGGGGGUGUUCUCGAGGAUAACAAGGAGAGCUUGAAUGUGCCUCAGGACAGCGAUUGCCAGAAUUCCCAGGGUAGGAAGGAGCAGGUAAACAUUGAGCUCAAAACAGUCCCUACCCAAGAAGUUAAAAUGGUUGUCCCUGAAGAUCAGUCUAAAAAGGAUGGGCAACCUAUGGAUCCUAACAAACUUCCCAGUGUUGAAGAGAACAAAAAUUUGGUGUCUCCUGCUAUGAGGGAAGCACCGACAUCAUUAAGUCAACUUCUUGACAACUCUGGAGCUCCUAACGUGACCAUUAAACCCCCUGGGCUUACAGAUCUGGAAGUAACACCCCCAGUAGUUUCUGGGGAGGACCUGAAAAAAGCAUCUGUCAUUCCCACACUGCAGGAUCCGUCUUCUAAAGAACCCUCUAAUUCCCUAAAUUUACCUCACACUAAUGAGCCGUGUUCAACCCUUAUGCAUCCAGAAUUGAGUGAGGUCAGUUCUAAUGUUGCACCAAGCAUCCCUCCAGUAAUGUCAAGACCUGUCAGCUCUUCCUCCAUCUCCACCCCCUUGCCCCCAAAUCAGAUAACUGUUUUUGUAACUUCCAAUCCUAUCACAACUUCAGCUAACACAUCAGCAGCUCUGCCAACUCACCUGCAGUCUGCACUGAUGUCAACAGUUGUCACAAUGCCCAAUGUGGGUAGCAAGGUUAUGGUUUCUGAGGGACAGUCAGCUGCUCAGUCUAAUGCCCGGCCUCAGUUCAUUACACCUGUCUUUAUCAAUUCAUCCUCAAUAAUUCAGGUUAUGAAAGGAUCACAGCCAAGUACAAUUCCUGCAGCCCCACUGACAACCAACUCUGGCUUGAUGCCUCCCUCUGUUGCAGUUGUUGGCCCUUUACACAUACCUCAGAACAUAAAGUUUUCUUCUGCUCCUGUACCGCCUAAUGUCCCCUCCAGUAGUACUGCUCCAAAUAUACAGACUGGUCGACCCUUAGUCCUUAACUCACGAGCCACCCCUGUUCAGCUUCCUUCCCCUCCUUGUACAACUUCUCCAGUUGUCCCUCCUCAUCCCCCUGUCCAGCAAGUGAAAGAAUUGAAUCCAGAUGAGGCUAGUCCUCAGGUGAGCACCUCAGCAGAUCAGAGCACUCUGCCCUCUUCACAGUCAACCACAAUGGUUUCUCCCCUUUUGACCAAUAGUCCAGGCUCCUCUGUCAACCGGCGAAGCCCAGUCUCAUCUAGUAAGGGCAAAGGAAAAGUGGACAAAAUCGGCCAGAUUUUGCUGACCAAGGCAUGUAAGAAAGUUACAGGCUCUCUUGAGAAAGGGGAAGAGCAAUAUGGUGCAGAUGGAGAGACCGAAGGCCAAGGGCUAGAGACUACAACUCCAGGGCUCAUGGGAACAGAGCAGUUACCCACAGAGCUGGACAGUAAAACCCCAACACCCCCAGCACCCACUCUGCUAAAAAUGACCUCUAGCCCUGUGGGCCCAGGCUCCACCUCAACAGGACCCAGCUUACCUGGCGGUACUCUCCCCACCAGUGUACGCUCGAUAGUAACCACUCUGGUACCCUCUGAGCUCAUCUCCGCUGCGCCGGCCACAAAAAACAAUCAUGUUGGCAUAGCACCUGAGCCACUUGUGGGUGGCCUAGUGGAGGAGAAGGUGGGAUCCCAUCCAGAGCUUCUGCCCAGCAUAGCCCCAUCACCGAGUUUAGUCUCAAAGGAAACUACAGCCACAACACUGCAGGGGUCUGUUGCCAGACCAGAACUCGAGGCAAAUGCUGCCAUAGUCGCUGGACAAAGCAGUGAGCCCAAAGAGAUCAUUGAAAAGUCCAAAACCCCAAGCCGAAGAAACUCCCGCACCGAAGAGCCAACUGUGGCUUCUGAAAGUGUAGAAAAUGGACAUCGCAAGCGAUCCUCUCGGCCUGCUUCAGCCUCCAGUUCUACUAAAGGUUCGAGGUCUUCUGGGCUAUAGAAUAUGGUAUAUAAGUACCUUUAAAGCAGGAAACAAGGGCAGCCUGGGUGGCUCAGCCAUUUAGCACUGCCUUGAGCCCAGAGCAUGAUUCUGGAGACCUGGUAUCGAGUCCCACGUCGGGCUCCCUGCAUGGAGCCUGCUUCUCCCUCUCUGUGUCUCUCAUGAAUAAGUAAGUAAAAUCUUUAAAAAAAAUGUUUAAAAAUAAUAAAGCAGUAAGCAAGUGUUGACCUUUAAAGAUGUCGCAUACCAGGUUUUUGGAAGCUUCACCUGAGCCCAGAUCUUCAAGAGAGUAAGGGUGUCAUUUACAGUGCACCAGAAAGAAUUAAUCAAAGGAGCAGCUCGGACAGUUAAGAAGAGAUGCCCAAAUUAAAACCAGUCUGUAGAGAACUGCCAGCCAACCAAAGAUGGAAAGUUGGAACCUAUUUUAGAAGGGGGUGGAGAAUAGGCUUGUAUACUUAAACUGGACAUUGUCCCAAGGUGGUAGUAGUCAUGUCGGAAUGCCUGCCCCAUCCCUGCUCUGAGACUUAAGUGGCUUAGGAAAGGCUAUAAUGACUUGAAAGCUUUGUGAUUUUGCAUGGAGGGGUGCUGGGUAAAUAAAUGUCUCCUGAGAUCUCGGAGAUCUGGCCAAACCCCAGAAACCACAGUCAUGUACAAAUCUUUACAGCAUCCUCAAGCCCUCAGGCUUUCAGUUCUGAACUCCUAAGGUAGGUAAGUUACCUUUUAAAUCCAAAGUCAGUACUGUAGCUGUUCUGAUUUUUAAGUGUUAGAGCGCUUGGAUCUGGAUUAAAGACUAAAUAUGCAUAUUAUUUGCUAUGUAAUAUGCUGUGUUGUACCCAAAACCCUGAAGUCAUAAAAUAACUUCUUGUGAUUAUAUUUGAAUCCAUACCCAGGGAAUGAUCAUAAAAUAUCAGGGUGGUUUCCAAAAACCUAUGCGACUCAAAUUUGGAGACACAUGUAGUGCUGGGUACCUGAAACCUCUUUCUGCAGCAUCAAUACUUCUUAAAGUUUUGAAGGAAGAAAAAGGUUUGCCUUUUUGCAUUCAUACAAUUUGGGUCAUAUAUAUACAAACAAUAUCAGAAACCGUCUGUUUUUCAUGAGAAUCUUGAAAGCUGAGAAAUAUGAGUUUAUAAUGAGAAGUAUUGGCAUAUUUGUAUUGUCAGAGCACCAGUGACAUUAACCAUGCUCCUGCUGUGAGAACAGUUUGCUAACGUCAUGUUGGCCAAGGCCUACUAUACUGCCAGAUUGGAGCAGGUGGGACAGAUUAUUUCUGGGAAAGUCCAGAGAGGCCUACAUGGUUGAUAGGUCACUCUCUAACCUGUUGUUUGGUUUUGGUUGUUGGGCCUUCCACCCCCACUUUUAAUUACAGACAUAGAAAUUGACUCUCACAAAUCAGUAAGCUUCUUUUUAAAAUUGCACUUGAUCAGGUGUGGUGUUAGAAAAAUGCACAUGAAUAGUUCUGCUUCCUGACAUGAUGUAUUCCCUAUUAACACAGAAAUGAUUUUUCUUGUUUUCCUUCCUUGGCAUUUGUUAUUUACUCUUCUGUUCAUAAUAGUGUUCAUGUUAUAUUUUCAACUGGGAAAAAAGAUCAGUAGUUAAAAAUGAAGUUCAAUGCAUAAGUCUGAAACCAGGGAAGAUAUGCUAACAUGAAGGAAGUUCAGAACAACCUAAAAUCAGCAGCAGUAGUGAGUGUCCCUGGAGUGCCUUAAGAUCCCACUGACAGCAAAGUAGGGUGAGAGCCCUACCCUACCCACAACCAACUUGAGAAGCAACAAUCUAAAAAAAAUCCUUAAAAUGGAAAUUUUAUUGUGGAAAUAUAAAUGAGCACAAUAUGGGAGAAAACUCUGAACAAUAAUGCCUGAAACUGUACUCUUGUAGCAUCAUUCAGAAACCAGCCAUGAAAAUUUUGAAAUUCCCAGAAUUUUUUACAAAAAUAGAAAUCUUAGCUAGAAAAAAAAAAGAAAUCUUAACUAGAAGUGGUACAGUAAAA